UGCGCAUUUGUACACCGAUUUCUUCUGAGGAAAGGCGAGAGAGAGAGAGAGAGAGAGGAAGUGCGGAGUGAGAGUUGCUCGUGCAGGCAGCGUGUUCAGCCUUCACUUCACCUCCCACAUGUAACGUGGCAAAGCUCCUCAACAAGUGAAGCGUGCUGUCUUCAGUUCCCUGAACGAUCGCGCCAUGGUUGCGGUGAGCGCGGAGAGCCCCGUGGAUCAGUACCGGACGCUGGCGUACGACACCGCGCUCAGUACUCUACUCGCUGUGCUGGUGUACGCGGCGGUGAAGGUCAGCCUGGACGGGAUCCGUCAGUGGCGGGCUCGGAUCUCGGUUCUGAUCGUGGGCUCGGGUCCGAUCGGUCUGACCGCGGCUCUGGUCGCUGUCCGCUCCGGUAAAGUGCUGAAACUGACGCUCCUGGAUGAGCGCUACCGAAGCGCGCUGCUCUGCAGACCGCAGCAGAUCGCGCUGGACCCCCGCAGCGUCCGCUUCCUCCUGGACCUGGGGGUGGAUUUUGACAACAUGGAAGGCUGCUGGCACAACGAGCACUUCUUCACCAAAAUCGGAGUGUUUCAGGAGUAUUUGCUGAGCAUCCUGGAGCAGAAGAAGCAAAAGGUUGACGUGAAACUCCAUUUGGGUACAAAGUUUAGCGAGGAGUACCUGAGGAAGAUGCCGAGGGGUGGAUGGCCGCGGGUGAUUGUGGUUGCUGAUGGUUCGUGUGGAGACUCCUGCUCGGUUCUGGGCAUCAGCGCUGAUUACAUCGUAGAAUCAUGUCGCGCUUACGGCGCCAAUGCUACUAUAGAAAGACUGGACCAGAGACAGGUUCCCACACCUGAGAUCCGUGCGCAUAGUUUGUAUUUUGAUCUGUCGGCGUACGGGAUCGACACUGUGAGGGAAUCACGCCGCUCCUCGCAGCCGGCAGCGAAGCCUGGAUUCCAUCUGAAGAUCUACGGAACGUUCCGGAACCGCUACAUGGCUCUGGCCUGCACUUCAGAUGCAGACUCCAAAAUGAUGCAUUUCCUGCGCCACACGGCCAACUCUUCAAUCAUGAAGAACAUCUUCCACCAGUCGUUCAACGCGUAUAAGACAGACAUCGAGCCGCGUCUGAGUGAACUCACGCUGCACCACAUGCAGUGCAGCCGCAAGCUGUUCGAGAUCAUGCUGUCCUACAGACGCGUCAGCGCCGCUUACAUCGAAGGAGACAACGUCGCCGUGACUGUGGAAGGAGAAGCUGCGCGAGUGCUCAACUUCGACACUGGUUGUGGUGUAAAUCUGGGCAUGAGAGGACUGGAGUCUCUGGGAAUGUUCAUCUACAGAACGGCCACGGCGCUGGACCAGAACGACGUGUUUGAGGCGCUCUCGGCCAAAAUCCAGCACUCCAGACACGUGGCAGAGACUUUCAGGAAGAGCGGACUGGCCUCUGCAGUGUUUGAAUGACCCUGAGCGUAUGUGUGUGUGUGUUUUGAGGGGAGUUAUAAACUUACUACUAGAGCCCGAC
This is a messenger RNA of Sinocyclocheilus rhinocerous, 1496 nucleotides long. RefSeq lists its product as uncharacterized. Bases 185 to 1435 code for a protein of 416 amino acids. NCBI's taxonomy places the organism in Eukaryota, Metazoa, Chordata, Actinopteri, Cypriniformes, Cyprinidae. The record is from RefSeq and is a predicted model, not a curated record. The transcript is spliced from 6 exons.